GUCAGUAGGAGAUCUUUUCCCGCUGUGAGCCGUCGUGUGCGUCGGCCAACACAGAGCAAAGUAAGCGGAGACCUGAAGCUUCAAGAUGGGGAAGAAACAGAAGAAAUCCGGAGAGGACAGUGCCAAAGAUGACAUCGAUGCUCUGGCGGCGGAGAUUGAAGGAGCCGGAGCUUCCAAAGAGCCAAAGGGAAAGAAGAAGAAGAAAGCAGGGAAGAAAGAUGACUUUGAUGAGGAUGACAUCAUGAAGGAGCUUGAGGAGUUAUCGCUCGAGAGCACAGGAGGAAAGGGGAAGAAAACAGACAUCACAGAAGAAGUAGAGAGUUUCGAGCCUCCUAAACCGGAGAAGAAGAAGACCAGAAAGGGAAAGAAGGGCGUAGCCAGCCCCGAGGAUGAGGAGGGUGAUGAUGCUGAAGGUCAUGUUGAUGGAGAAAGGAACGGAGAACAAAAGGAAAAGAAGGCCCCACCUCCUACUCCUGCUUCAGAGUCUGACGAUGACAGCAGCUCACAGUCUCGAAUGAAGGCCAAAGGAGGAAAGAAAGGAGGCAAAACAUCUUCAGUGUCCGACGAGGAGGAGGACCAGGACAAAGGUAUGAGGAAAGGAGAAGAAGGAGGCAGCGUUGGUGGAAAGGAUGACUCCGAAGACGAUGAGGAGUUCACCUCCAGGAGAGACAAGAAGAAGAAGAAAGGGAAGCCUUUGAAGGCCGAGAGCGAGGAUGAGGAGGAGCAGCAGGAGGACAAUGGCACCUUCAAAAUCAAGACGGCUGCACAGAAGAAAGCAGAGAAGAAGGAGAGGGAGAGGAAAAAGAAGGAGGAGGAGAGGAUGAAGCAGAAGAAGCAGAAGGAGAAGGAGGGCAGCGUGGAGCCAAAGAAAGAGCCAGAGAAGAAGACGGAGUCGGCGCCUCCACAAAAUGCGCCUCCUGCAGCAGUGUUGGAAGAACAGGAAGGGGCAGAGGCAGCAGCAGAGGAGGAGCCGGAGGGCGACAAAAAGAAGAAAGACAAGAAGAAGAAGAAAGGAGAGAAAGACAAGGAUGAGGACAAGAAGAAGAAGGGACCUAGCAAGGCCACAGUGAAGGCCAUGCAGGAGGCCCUGGCCAAGAUGAAGGAGGAGGAGGAGCGAGCCAAGAAAGAGGAGGAGGAGCGACAGAGGAGGCUGGAGGAGCUGGAGAAGGAGAGGCUGGAAAAGGAGCGCCUGGAGCAGGAGCGCAAGGAGAAGAAGAAGCAGAAGGCGAAGGAGAGGAAGGAGCGCCUGAAGAAGGAGGGGAAGCUGCUGACGAAGGCCCAGAAGGAAGCUCAAGCUCGUGCUGAGACCAUGCUCAUGUUGCUGCAGGCUCAGGGUGUUGAUGUGCCAUCCAGAGACAAAGAGGUGCAAAAGAAGAAACCUGUUUAUAGAGACAAGAGGAGGAAGAAGCCCGCCACCCAGACUCCUGAAGAAACAUCAGAAGUGACCUCGCCGACUUCAGAGACUCCAGAGCCAGUUGCAAUGGAAACAGAGGCUGAGGCACCGCCUGCAGAACCAGAGGUGAAGCCAGAAGCUGCUGUGGAUAACUGGGAGGCCAUUGCCAGUGACGAGGAGAAAGAAAGGAAAAUGGGGCUCAGCAGGACACGACGAGAAGCAGAGCUGAAAAAAGUCCACAUUGAGGUGAAGGAGGACAUUGCUGCUCCUCCUCAGCCUGCCGCUAGUGAGGAUGAAGAGGAGGAGGAAGAAGAGGAUGAAGAUGAUGAUGACGAGGAGGAAGAUGAAGACGAUGAGGACAGUGAGGAAGAAGCUGAAGUGGAGAAGCCAACGGUCGCAAGCCAGGGUAAGAGGAGGGCGCCGAGCGAGGAUGAAAGCAGCGAGAGCGAGGACGAUGAUGGCAGGACGAAAGAGGAGCGACUGUACGACCGCGCCAAGAGGAGGAUAGAGAAACGCCGAGUGGAGAACAUGAAGAACAUCGACUUGGAAACGCUGAGGGCACCAGUGGUGUGUGUGCUCGGACACGUCGACACCGGCAAGACCAAGAUCCUGGACAAGCUCCGGCACACCCACGUUCAGGAUGGCGAGGCUGGAGGAAUCACUCAGCAGAUCGGAGCCACAAACGUCCCGAAGGAGACCAUCGAGGAGCAGACAAAGAUGGCUAAAAACUUCAACAAAGAAAGCAUCAAAAUCCCCGGCAUGCUGAUCAUCGACACACCUGGACACGAGUCCUUUAGUAACCUGAGGAACAGAGGCAGUUCACUGUGCGACAUCGCCAUCCUGGUGGUGGACAUCAUGCACGGCUUGGAGCCUCAGACGCUGGAGUCCAUCAACCUGCUGAAGGAGAAGAAGUGCCCCUUCAUCGUUGCCCUCAACAAGAUCGACCGCCUCUACGACUGGAAGAAGAGUCCAGAAACCGAUGUCGUGGCUACACUAAAGAAGCAGAAGAAGAACACAAAAGACGAGUUUGACGAAAGAGCCAAGGCCAUCAUUGUGGAGUUCGCACAACAGGGUCUUAACGCCGCCUUGUUUUAUGAGAAUAAGGACCCCCGUACAUUUGUAUCGUUGGUUCCUACGUCAGCCCACAGUGGUGAUGGUAUGGGAAACCUCAUCGCCCUAUUGGUUGAGCUCACCCAAACAAUGUUGGCCCGGCGGUUAGCGCACUGUGACGAGCUGCGAGCUCAGGUCAUGGAGGUAAAAGCGCUGCCCGGUAUGGGAACAACAAUAGAUGUCAUCCUGAUUAACGGUCGUCUGCGGGAAGGAGAGACCAUCAUCGUACCAGGGGUGGAAGGGCCCAUCGUCACGCAGAUCAGGGGGUUGUUGCUGCCACCUCCACUGAAGGAACUCAGAGUGAAGAACCAGUACGAGAAGCACAAGGAGGUGUCGACGGCUCAGGGUGUGAAGAUUCUGGGGAAAGACUUGGAGAAGACGUUGGCGGGGCUCCCCCUGCUGGUGGCUCACAAGGAUGACGAGAUCCCCGUCCUAAGGGAUGAACUGGUGCGAGAGCUUAAGCAGACUCUGAGCUCUAUCAAACUGGAGGAGAAAGGUGUUUACGUCCAGGCAUCGACGCUGGGAUCGCUGGAGGCUCUGCUCGAGUUCCUGCGGACAUCCAAAGUCCCCUACGCUGGCAUUAACAUUGGCCCAGUUCAUAAGAAGGAUGUGAUGAAGGCGUCAACCAUGUUGGAGCACGACCCGCAGUACGCGGUGAUCCUGGCCUUCGACGUGAAGGUGGAGCGGGAGAGUCAGGAGAUGGCUGACAGUCUGGGAGUUCGCAUCUUCUCUGCUGAAAUCAUCUACCACCUAUUUGAUGCUUUCACCAAGUACAGAGAAGACUACAAGAAGGCCAAACAGGACGAGUUUAGGCAUGUUGCCGUGUUCCCAGUGAAGCUGCGAGUUCUUCCUCAGUUCAUCUUUAACUCCCGAGAUCCCAUUGUGAUGGGCGUCACAGUGGAGGCUGGAGUCCUGAAACAGGGAACGCCCCUCUGCGUCCCCAGCAAAGCGUUUGUGGACAUCGGUGUGGUCACCAGCAUCGAGAUAAAUCACAAGCCCGUUGACACUGCCAAGAAGGGCCAGGAGAUCUGCAUCAAGAUUGAGCCAAUCCCAGGAGAGUCGCCAAAGAUGUACGGGCGCCAUUUUGAAGCCACAGACAUCAUCGUCAGCAAGAUCACACGGGCGUCCAUCGACGCUCUGAAGAACUGGUUCAGAGACGAGAUGCAGAAAUCUGAUUGGCAGUUGAUCAUGGAGCUGAAGAAGACCUUUGAGAUCAUCUGAGGGACCUGAACUACAAAAACACACACUCGCUCUUCCUCCAUUAGACGACAAGGCAGCGGCGGCGACCAACGGAGGAACAAAGAGAAAAAAUUGAAAAGAGAAAAAAAAAAAGCAGAUAAAAGACGUGACAGUGUUUUUCUGUGAGAAACGAACAGUUUUUUCCACUGUUGUAAACAGUGAUAGUUUAGACAUAAUUCUCACACACACACACACACACACACACACACACACACAGUAUUCCAACGUGCCUGUUCUUUAGCAUCAACGUUUUUGUUUUUUUUUUUCCUUCUUGUUGUCUGCUCUGAUAUGUGGCUGCUGCUUCGUAUCCCAGGCUCCGCCCCUUCUUACCCAGACUGAGGCUCACGAGCUUAAUGAGGCUGAUGUGCCACCUGAACAGGUGCAUUAUGGGAUUGUGCUGUGCAGCACCAGGCCUCAAAAGGGAAACAGUUUUUCUGUUUCUUCUUACAGCAUCAGUGAGGACGGCGCCGACUUUACAGACAUUGAAGAGUUGACUUUCUCUUUGCUGUCCUGCUCGGCGGCCAUGUUGGGAGGCCAGGUUGGCGUGGGAUGAUGGGGUGAAUGACAGAUUUUAAACUGUUUUUGCUGCAACUGCUGAUGUAAUAAAUUCCCAUGAUUCUGACGAAA
Neolamprologus brichardi is the source of this 4369-nucleotide messenger RNA. RefSeq names its product eukaryotic translation initiation factor 5B (gene eif5b). Gene Ontology annotation, cellular component: cytoplasm; mitochondrion. The record is from RefSeq and is a predicted model, not a curated record. Gene Ontology annotation, molecular function: translation initiation factor activity; GTP binding; GTPase activity. Gene Ontology annotation, biological process: translational initiation. NCBI's taxonomy places the organism in Eukaryota, Metazoa, Chordata, Actinopteri, Cichliformes, Cichlidae.